This is a messenger RNA of Bactrocera dorsalis (oriental fruit fly), 2577 nucleotides long. Its product is annotated as knirps-related protein. The transcript has 3 exons. Lineage: Eukaryota; Metazoa; Arthropoda; Insecta; Diptera; Tephritidae. The record is from RefSeq and is a predicted model, not a curated record. Gene Ontology annotation, molecular function: sequence-specific DNA binding; DNA-binding transcription factor activity; zinc ion binding. Bases 38 to 2404 code for a protein of 788 amino acids. Gene Ontology annotation, biological process: regulation of DNA-templated transcription.
AGAUUUUUACAACAGAAACAACAAACAACCUAACAAAAUGAUGAAUCAGGAUAAUCCUUAUGCGAUGAAUCAGACUUGCAAGGUCUGUGGAGAGCCGGCAGCGGGUUUUCAUUUUGGCGCCUUUACUUGCGAAGGUUGUAAGUCCUUCUUCGGCCGCUCUUACAACAAUCUCUCCUCCAUCAGCGAUUGCAAGAAUAACGGUGAAUGCAUAAUCAAUAAGAAGAAUCGCACCGCCUGCAAAGCUUGCCGCCUACGCAAAUGCCUGCUUGUGGGUAUGUCCAAGAGUGGUUCACGUUAUGGCCGACGUUCGAACUGGUUCAAGAUACAUUGUCUUCUACAAGAGCAACAGCAGCAAGCAGCGGCAGCAAUGGCAGCACAUCAUAAUAAUCAGCAGCAGGCAGCGGUGGCAGCCGCCCACGCAGCGGCACAACAUGGUGGACCACCACUUAUGCCGGGGCAGAAACCACCAGUGCCGCACGGCUUGUCACCACAUGGACCGCCCAGCAGCGCUGCAGCAGCUGCCGCACUUGGCAUGCUGGGUCAUGCAGGUGCCUACCCGGGACUCUAUCCGCCACGCACAAAGGAGGAAUUGCUUAUGUUGGGACUCGAAGAAUACGCUGCGGCAGCAGCUGCAGCCAAACAUCCAGCCACAGCAUCACCAGCCGUCAGCUCACCAGAUUCGCACAAUUCAGACAACUCAUUAGAAAUGAGUACGCGUGGUAGCGCUGGCGCCAAUGCGUUGCUACACUUAAGCGCUAAACAUGCUCCAGAAGCGGGCGGUGCGUCUGCGACAGCGCCGCCACCACCGCAACUACGCAAAGACUUGCCACAUUUCCUGCCGCUGCCGUUCCCCGGACUCGGUUCGUUGCCAGUCAUGCCACCACCUGCCUUCCUACCGCCGUCACACUUGCUCUUUCCUGGCUAUCAUCCAGCCUUGUACUCACAUCAUCAAGGGCUGCUCAAAACUUCAGCGGAACAACAACAACAACAGGCCGCCGCGGCUGCUGCCGCUGUGCAUCAAUUAUUCAAUUCAAAUAAUGUUACGCAAAAUCGUUUACCACCCGCGAUGCAAGCGCCCAGCUCACCAUUGACAACGGCUACCACUGCGCCAUACAGUAAUAAGUUGGAUGCUUGUAAGGAUGCGGAGCGCGUAACGCAAAGUUCGAAGUGUGGUGACGCGCUCAACAACAAUCAUAUACCCAACGGCAGCAAGGCGGCAGAGGAGCUCACGAAGCGUUUCUAUUUAGACGCUGUGCUCAAGUCGCAGCGCAAUAGUCCGCCGCCAACAACAACGAAAUUGCCCGAACAUCCGAAACACGAUUACUCCAUCUCCGCUCUAGUGACGCCGAAUUCAGAGAGCGGCCGCGAGCGUUUACGUAGUCGGCAAAGCAACGACGAAGACGAGGAAUGUGAGGAGCGGAAUGAUAUUACGCGGCGUUCCACAACUGCUGCUAAUGAUGCGCAUGCGCUUAUAGGCAACGGUGGUGAUACUGACGAACGGGCCAAGGCGCAGUGCGAUAAUGAUGAAGAUGACGAGGAGGAACUGGUCGUGUCAAUGACGCCGCCGCAUUCGCCUGUGAAUAAUCGCACACUCAACAGCGGCGCGGAUAAUAGUACCACUGCGACUAAUAUAAACAAUACUAACAACAACAACACCACGCCCGCCACUACACCAACGCCAGCUGUGGCGACGCUACCGACCGUCUCCCCCACUGCGGCAAAGUCGUCACAUCAACAGGACAACCCAAUUGAUUUGAGCAUGAAAACAUGCAGUUCAGUGGCAAGCAGCUCGCUUAGUAGCAAAUGCAGCUCCACUGGCUCUGUGCAAGCAACCGACAGCGACAACGAAAUCGAGUGUGUAGGUGAGCAGGAAGAACAGACGAAGUGUCGACAACACAGUAAAGACGCCGAAAAGCAAAUGCAAAGUUUCAAGCCGCUUGCGGAGUGCGCGGUGGAACCAUUACUCCAGGUGGAGAUUGAUGACUCGGAUAAACCAAUUGACACAAGGCCGCUAAAGUUAUGUGACAACAACAAAAACAACAAUAAUAAUGACAACAAUAGCGCUAACAAUAAUAAUAACGGCAACAAAAGUAAUAACAGCAAAAACAACAGUAAUAACAGCAACAACAACAGUAAUAACAGCAACAACAAUUCAACGCAGCUUAUCAACUCAAGCGAUAGCGAUGAAAGCGUUCUGCAGUUGGACACCGUGAAGCGUAAGUUACAGCCCGUUAGCAGCAAGCCGUCAGAAGGUGAUGUGCUGAGCGCCAAGCGUUUGAAAUUGAGCGCUGCGGCCACGGCGUUGGAGUGCGUCGCCAAUAUAAAAACAGGUGUAGACGAUUUUGUCGGCACGGCGUCUAAAGCAACAACAACUACACCAUUGGAUUUGACCACUAAGGUUUAGACUUUCUUUAUGGAGUGAAAAUAUUAGUUUAAAUAUUUUAGUUUCUUGUUUUUGUAGAUCAUUUUUAUAAAGUAUAUUUGUUUAUAAAAAUUUUCAAAAAUUUUGUUGAGGCCACUAUUUAGUUUGCCUGGACAUUUAACUUUACUAUUAUACCUACCUGUAGAUAUUUCAUU